This is a messenger RNA of Caenorhabditis sp. 36 PRJEB53466, 413 nucleotides long. NCBI's taxonomy places the organism in Eukaryota, Metazoa, Nematoda, Chromadorea, Rhabditida, Rhabditidae. The record is from the annotation of a GenBank genome assembly.
AUGGAGAUUAUCACCACAUUCAAUGUAUUUUUGUGAAAUUUUUGAGGGGUUCUGGAAAUUAAUCAUUUUAGAUGCCAAAAGGAGACUAUCCGUCGAUUAACGAGUACGCGGAAGCGCAGAAGCGGCUCGGAAGCUGUCUGCCGGAAUUCCGGGCCACAAUGGUCAAAUCGGUGCAGAUCGGGUCGACGUUCGGAGUGCCGUUUGGGCUGUACGUCGCGUGGCGGUCAGUUUUCGUGGCGAGACCCAAAAAUGCCGAUUUUUAUUGGAAACACAAUUUUUGCAGGCAACACGGCACGCACGUGAAGCCAUUUCUGGGAAAAACGCUCGCCACGUGGCUCACCUCCACCCUCACAUUCGCCUGUCUCGGAUUGAUGGGCGGCACCUACAAUUGUCUUCGAAUCAAAUUCGAAUAG